Messenger RNA from Lagenorhynchus albirostris (white-beaked dolphin), 4936 nucleotides. It is a transcript of the gene NOL9, whose product is annotated as nucleolar protein 9. The record is from RefSeq and is a predicted model, not a curated record. Gene Ontology annotation, molecular function: polynucleotide 5'-hydroxyl-kinase activity. Gene Ontology annotation, cellular component: nucleus. Gene Ontology annotation, biological process: cleavage in ITS2 between 5.8S rRNA and LSU-rRNA of tricistronic rRNA transcript (SSU-rRNA, 5.8S rRNA, LSU-rRNA). NCBI's taxonomy places the organism in Eukaryota, Metazoa, Chordata, Mammalia, Artiodactyla, Delphinidae. The transcript is spliced from 12 exons. Bases 15 to 2087 code for a protein of 690 amino acids.
CGCCGGUGGGCAGCAUGGCCGACUCGCUGCUGCUGUUUAAGAGGGGUCCUUCUCGCUCCACGUGGCUGCGGGCCCGCAAGGCCCGGCAGCACCUCAUCCUCAGCUACCGGCCCCGCCGCCGGCUCGGGAGGCUGCGCUGGCGCAGCCGAAGGCGCUUUCGGCGGCGACUGCUGCAGGCCCAGGCGGCCGGCGUGGACUGGCGGGAGGGCGGCUGUCUGGUGUCGCGUGCGGCGGCGCCCCGGAGGCACAAGACCGCGGCCCCCAGCCCCCGCCCGCCCGAGGAUCCGGCCCCGAGUUGUUCCGCGAUCCUCCCCAUCCCGCCUGUGCGGUCGGCCGGCUCGGGCCGCGCCGUGUUGCUGCUGCCGCUGGGGCAGGGCUUUACUUUUAGCGGGAUCUGUCGUGUGACCUGCCUCUAUGGCCAGGUGCAGGUGUUUGGUUUUACCAUCAGCCAAGGCCAACCUGCCCAAAACGUCUUCUCUACCUAUACCCACUGUCGCCUGACUAUCAAUGCAGUUCAUUACUCAGUGCAUGAGAAAAGCAAGAAGGAGAUGAAAAGGGAAGCCCGAAGUUUGCUCAGAUCUUAUCUGAACCAAGAUGACAGAUACUGUUUGAUGAAGAAUUUUUCUCCUCUGUGUUCCAUUCUGUUGCUGGAACGUCUGAAAACCUCCACUGUGAACUUCAUAAUCAGCCAUCCAGGUUUAUCUUACGUUUUCGUACAAGAGAUUCCAACUUUCCAGAUUAACUCUGAGUAUUUCGCCUUGAAAUCUGUCGGCAUUAGAAGAGAGAGAAAAAAAAACGGCCUUCGUUUAACCGAGAGUGCCUUUUCAGUCAUGGAAGAGUUAGUCAGCAUUUCUUGUGAAGAAGCAGACGGCUGCCCUGUCAUUCUGGUUUGUGGCUCUCAGGACAUUGGAAAGUCAACAUUUAUUAGAUACCUGAUUAACCAGUUGUUAAAUAGUAUAUCUUGCAUUGACUAUUUGGAAUGUGAUCUGGGACAGACAGAAUUUACUCCACCAGGUUGCAUUUCUCUACUUAAUGUUACAGAACCGGUUCUAGGACCACCUUUCACCCACCAGAGGACACCCCAGAAAAUGGUCUAUUAUGGGAAGCCUUCUUGUAAAAACAGCUUUGAAAAUUAUAUUGAGAUAAUAAAGUAUGUGUUCAGCUCCUACAAGAGAGAGUCCCCUCUUAUCGUCAACACGAUGGGCUGGGUGGCAGACGAGGGUCUCCUGCUUCUUAUUGACCUGAUCCGACUGCUGUCGCCCAGCCACGUCGUUCAGUUCAGCUCCGACCGGGGUAGGUACAUGCCAGACCUCAGCCCAAGCUACGUGGACAACAUGGACGGCUUGUACACAAAGAGCACGUCCAAAGUCAGAAACAGAGGGUUCCACCUGGCAGAAUUUGCAGACAGUUUAGAAUUUGCUGACGAAGAAAAGGAGAAUCCACUUCUGUUUACUGGAUUCAAACUGAUGUCCGUUAAGUCGGAGUUUGUGUCUGGAAAAACUCCAAGAAAUAGAGAAUCACAUAACAAAGUCCUUCGCGAGUUGGCAGUGCUGAGUUACCUUGGCCAGCUGCAGCCCCCAGUGCCAAAGCCACUGUGUCCCUUACAUGGUCUGACACCCUAUCAGGUCCCUUUCAAUGCCGUGGCACUCCGAAUUAUCCAUGCUGAUGUCGCUCCUACCCACAUAUUAUACGCUGUGAACGCCAGCUGGGUUGGGCUUUGCAAGAUCCUGGAUGAUGUCAGAGGAUACGCAAGUGGGCCCAUCCUGCUUGCCCAGACGCCCAUCUGUGAUUGUUUGGGGUUUGGAAUUUGUAGAGGGAUCGACAUGGAGAAGAGGCUUUACCACAUCCUCACUCCUGUGCCCCCGGAAGAGCUAAGAAACGUGAACUGUCUGCUGGUUGGAACCAUUUCCAUUCCACAGUGUGUUCUCAAGAGCCAGCGUGGGCUCGAAGGGACGAUACCUUACAUCACAACAGAUUAUAAUUUUAAACUUCCUGGAGCAUCAGAGAAAAUUGGAGCAAGAGAAAUUGAGGAAACACGUAAAGAGAAAGUACACCCCAAACCUAAAUUCUAUCGAAAAACAAACUGAUCCUGCUGUUCUUAAUCAGGGAAGGACCUUUUCUUCCGAGAGCUUGACUCUGUCUCCAGGCCGGCGCCAGCGGACCGAUGGGGUUCUGUGGCCAUGAACGGAACGGCGCGCUUACGUAGCAAAUGGUGCAGUGUUUGCUGCAUAACUCAUGGAUAUGUUUAGAGUACAUUUAAGUCUGUUCUUAAGUCGACAUGACCUAGAGGUUUGCCCUGGUCUUCUGUUUUAUUUUCUAAGGGAGUAAAGCAGCAGGGAAAAGUUUGUGCGCCAUUGAAACAGAAAGAACACGGUAGAUUCUUCAAAAAGUUUUUGCCGGACCUGGUUGUUGGCAUCUGGAUAAAAAUAGAGUAAUGGGAGCCACAGAAACGUCCUAAGGAGGAAGGCAGUCUGGCCAGCAGGAUGGAGGGCGUAGCGGAAUGUGGUGGCGCCCUGUGGUCCUUGCCCCGGGGCGGGGGGCGUUCCCAUCCCUGCGCGUUGGAUGCUCUCCAACCCCGUCCAUGCGUGUGGGCCAAGGGUUAAGCCUCUGUUUAGUCUGUUAAAGUUAAUCAAUGUUUCAGAGAUAAAAGUUUGACUCCAGAGCCCUUCUUCUUCUUCCUUUUUAAAAUCUGAUGCUGAAAAAUUUUAUGCUGAAAAAAUGCUCUCAAAUCCAGGAAGCCUGUCUUGGGGUCUCUUUAAGACCAGAUUUGUCCUAAUUGACUUCACAUCUGAGAUUAAAAACGCACAGUGGGCAGAGCCGGACACUAGGCUGUUCGGAAGAAGGACCGGGGGAGCAGCUCAUGCUCUUGGGCUCGGUGGCUGGACCUGAACUCUGUGUCAGUGAUGGUGCUGUUCUCCCAGGGGGCUUUGGGGCCAACGAUGGAACUCCGUCUUCUUCCUGGUGGUCAGGAUUCUUUAACCUCCCAGGUUGGAAGUGGUUUUGGUAAACAGUCCGGACAGCCAGGUCAGGUCACCAUUUCUGCGUUUAGGACACUGAGGUAGCCUUUCAAACUGGUGGUGUGAAUUCCAGCUUCCUAGCAGAAUGUGUUGAAGGACAGCUAUUAUGAUGUGUGGGUUUUAAUGUUUACGUUCAUUUAAACCGUUGACUGUCGUUGUCUUAAGUACUCACAUGGCUUCUCAUCUCAUCUUGUAGAGCCCUUGUCACCAUCCAGGAUCAGGUGUGAUACCCUAGAGACCAUUUAAUGUCUAGCUUCCUUUUUUUUGCGGUGGGAACCAUUUAAUUUGCAUACGGAGACUUGUAUUUACUGUGAUUCUUUCUACCAGAGGAACAAAGGGGGCCCUGCAGGAAGGGCUUCUUUUUUAAAAAAAAUUUAUUUAUUUUUUUAUACAGCAGGUUCUCAUUAGUUAUCCAUUUUAUACAUAUUAGUGUAUACAUGUCAAUCCCAAUCGCCCAGUUCAUCCCACCCCCCCACCCUAAUGUCUAGCUUCUUAGUUGCUUCUUAUUUAUAUCUAAAUUUAACUUGUACAUGGUUUUCUUUCUUGGCCUUGCAAAGACUAUUAACAGACAAUCCACCAUCAACUUUUUGCCUCCUUCCCAAGUUCCUGUACCUUUACAAUAAUACUGUAGGUCUUUAGCAGCAAGUGGUGGCCCGUCAUUUGCGUUUUCAUUAAAUCCAGGCUCGCUUUUAGCCUGUUUCCUGCUGGCCAUUAAGGCUGCGGGCUUCAGUCCCCAUCGGUAAAGAAAACAAACGUUGCCGCUAGAGGGAGCUGUCAGCCAUUGGUCAGCUGGCCUUACGGAGGCUGGAGAUGGCCUGGCUGAGGAGCCCACCUAGGCCUCUGUCAGCAUCCAGAGAUGCUGGAGACAGGGCGCUGUGGUCAGCUCCAGGUGUGCUAGUCAGGCUGGCAGCGGCGCAGCCACCUGGUGUGCUGGAUUAUCAGUGGCGAUGCUUUGGGCUUUCUGGCAUUUCCACUGUCUGUGAUGGCUCAGGACGGGUAGUGAGAGUUCUGCGUUGGAGAUGCUCUUAACAAAAACUCAGUCAUUUCUGUGUGUGAUUUUUAAAGCAGUACAUGCUUAUUUUAAGAAAAUUAAGCUGCCGCUGCCGCUCCUGGGGUCCCUGUGACAGGCGGGUCCUCACCCUUCUGGGCACUCAGGUUUCUGCCCGACAGACGGCGAGAGGACCAAGGGACGUGGGACGGUGAUUAUUAAAGCGUCUGGUAGUUGUUUCCCUUAGAUUUGGUUGAGGCCAUGUCGUGGUUAAGGCAGCAGGCUUUGAUGUUGGAGCUCUGAGUUCACCUUCUGGCUGGGCCACUGGCUAGCAGUGUAGCUCUGAGGGCGUAUUUAACCUGAGCCUGUGUCCUCUAAGAUGGGCGGAUAGCGCUUCCCUCGGGGCCCCUGCGUGAGGAGGGCGAGAGGCGUGUCUACAGCAGGCGAAGCAGUAACUCUUAGCAUGCGGCCUGUCUCUAAGGGUUGUAAAUCCAGAAGGCAGGACCACGAUCGUAUCCCUCACAGUCACACUGGGACAAAGCAGAAACUGUCGGCACCGGAAACCAUCUGACCUGGCGGUUCCCGGGCAGGUUUCCCUUAACAGCGUUCUUCCUGCUGUGGGUCCUGCCCAGGGCUCCGGAGAGGAAGGUCCCAGGGCUUCCACCGAUCACCCGCUCCUGGGAGUUUCUCAUAAACCCUGCUAACUGCUUUUAAAAUUGUGUGACCAGUUCACCAUGUAGGAAAUGAUCCUGAAGUCCCCACCACGGACUCCCUGUGGAUGCUGGGAUGCUGUCUCGUCCAGUGUUUUUCUAAAAUGCACGUGUGUGUUUGUUUUAUAAAACUGGUGUCCAACUGUAUGUGUGGUUUCUAUCCAGCUCUUUUCACUUAAUAUGUGAACUUCUGUAUCAUUAAAUAUUUUUGAGAAUGUGAA